AUGCCGAAAAUGAAAUCGUUUUCAGAGCAGCAUACAGCGCAUAAUAUCCAGUGUGCUCUAGAGGAAAUAGUCGAGUCAUGGAACAUCUCAGACAAAAUACAUGUUAUCGUCACUGAUAACGGCCGCAACAUUGUGAAAGCCGUAAAUGACAGUCGUUUUGAAGGAAAAACGUGCUUCAUUCAUACUUUGCAACGAGAAAUUCACGUUGCUUUAGACGCGCAGGAAAGUGUUAAUGACGCAAUAGCGGCAGGGCGUCGUAUAGUGACUCAAUUCAAUCACUCACAACCGGCUCAAAAAAAAUUGCAGCUGAUACAGAUUGAGCUCAAUAUACCCAAGCACAAACUUAUUCAAGACGUCAGCACCCGCUGGAAUAGCACUUUUUAUAUGGUUGAAAGGUUACUGGAGCAAAAUAGAGCGAUUUCGUUGUACAUAUCUGACAACAGUAACACAAUAAAUUUUCAAAAUUUGACAGAGAGACAAUGGGAUCUUCUGAAAGAAUGCCUUGCUUUACUUCAACCUUUCGAAGAAAUCACAAAAAAAUGA
Messenger RNA from Parnassius apollo (apollo), 543 nucleotides. The record is from the annotation of a GenBank genome assembly. NCBI's taxonomy places the organism in Eukaryota, Metazoa, Arthropoda, Insecta, Lepidoptera, Papilionidae.